AUGCCUAGCCUUCCUUUGCUGUUGCUUCUUUGGGGCACCAGCUCUUAUGCCUUCCCCGUGUUUGAAGAAGGACACCGGCAAGAUGUGGAGACUACCUGGAAAUACCUGGAAAACUACUACAACUUGAACAAAGAUACAGCAGGUAACAACCCGAGUGGGAAGGAGUUGAUGGCUACAAAGCUGAAGCAAAUGCAGCAAUUAUUUGGGCUGAAAGUGACUGGAAAGUCUGAUUCUCAAACCCUGAGUGCCAUGAGGAAGCCCAGGUGUGGGGUAUCUGAUGUGACACCACAAGCUAUCACUUACGACAAUCCCCGCUGGACAAAAACAGAUCUGACAUACAGCAUUUUAAACUACACACCAUAUUUGUCAAGAGCAGUUGUGGAAGAGUCCUUCGAGAAAGCCUUCCAAGUCUGGAGUAGUGUGACACCACUAACAUUCACCAGGGUCUAUGAUGAGGAUGGAGACAUUGUGCUGGCUUUCUACAGAGGAGACCAUGAUGACAAUAACCCUUUUGAUGGACCUAACUAUGGCCUUGCUCACGCUUUUCAGCCAGGCCCAGGGAUUGGGGGCGAUGUUCAUUUUGAUCUUGAUGAAAGGUGGACUGACACCAGUGAGAAUUUCAACUUAUUCUAUGUUGCAACUCAUGAAUUGGGCCACUCCCUUGGACUCACUCAUUCUUCUGAUAUAGGGGCACUAAUGUUCCCCAGCUACACAUGGUACACUGAUGACUUUGUGCUAAACCAGGAAGAUAUUAAUCGCAUCCAGGCUUUAUAUGGACAUUCCCCAAAUCCCAUCCAGCCCACAGGUGCAACAACCCCACAACCGUGUGAGAGUGGUCUAAACUUUGAUGCUAUAACUACUUUUCGGGGAGAGGUGAUGUUCUUUAAAGGCAGGUUCUACAUUCGAGUAAACAGAUUCAUGGCAGAACCUGAGCUCAAUUUGAUAGGUAUACUCUGGCCAAAUCUGCCAGGUAAACUUGAUGCUGCUUAUGAAGCUAGUAUAAUAGAUGAAGUCCGCUUUUUCAAAGGCGAUAAGGUGUGGGCUGUACGUACACGGAGUGUCCUGAGUGGAUUCCCAGUGGACAUCCACAGUUACUUCGGCUUCCCGACAAGUGUGACACACAUUGACGCAGCUGUCUGUGAGGAAGAGACUGGAAAGACAUACUUCUUUGUUGAUGACAUGUAUUGGAGGUAUGAUGAAUAUAGACGGUCCAUGGAUCCAGGUUAUCCCAAAUUAAUAACAGAGGACUUCCCUGGAGUUGGCAAUAAAGUUGAUGAUGUUUUCCAGAAAGAUGGGUAUUUCUAUUUCUUUCACGAAUCAAAUCAAUACAGAUUUAACCUCCAAACAAGAGUGGUUGAUGCUUCCCGGGAUUCUAACACCUGGUUCAACUGCUAA
Cricetulus griseus (Chinese hamster) is the source of this 1395-nucleotide messenger RNA. Lineage: Eukaryota; Metazoa; Chordata; Mammalia; Rodentia; Cricetidae. The record is from RefSeq and is a predicted model, not a curated record.